GUCGGGGGGUGCGGGGAGGGGGCCGCCCCUGAAGAUGCCGCCCUGGGGAGCCGGUGGCGGCGGGGCGUCCCGGGGUGCAGUCCCGGUGCCCCAGGAGGCGGCCCUGGCGCGACAAUGGGCCGCUCUGAUUCCAACGCCGCCCGCUUUGUUGGCGGGCGGGGCAGCGGGCCUUGCAGCUGUCGCAUUUUCCCACGAGCGGGGGUGGGGGGGGGUGGGGUGGGGGUGGGAGCUGAGUGUGGCCAGCGCCGGCCCCCCCCCCCCCCCCCCCCCCCCCCCCCCCCCCCCCCCAGCGCCGUCCUCUUGAAGACCUUGUUUGAACAGCAAGACAACCCUGGUGGUUGGAUAGGGGCCCCGGCCCAGCCAGGGGCCCGGCGAAGACGGGGCCUGCGAUGUUCCCAGCCCAGCGAGAGCUGCUUGAAUGGCGGGAAGUGCCGCGUGUUCCUCAACGGCUCGGAGGCCUGUGUCUGCGGCGGGGCCUUCACGGGCCAGCGAUGCCAGGCACCCAGCCCCUGCCUUAGCGCCCCCUGCAAGAACGGCGGGACGUGCCACACGGUGGAGCGCGACGGCCUGGUGGACUACACCUGCAGCUGCCGCCUGGGCUUCUCGGGGCCCCUGUGCCUGACGCCCCGCGACCACGCCUGCCUCGCAAGCCCCUGCCUCAACGGCGGCACCUGUGACCUGCUCACGCUCACCGAGUACAAGUGCCUCUGCCCUCCGGGCUGGUCAGGGAAGACAUGCCAGCAGGCCGACCCUUGCGCCUCCAACCCCUGUGCCAACGGCGGCCAGUGCCUGCCCUUCGAGGCCUCGUACAUCUGCGGCUGCCUGCCGGGCUUCCACGGCCCCACCUGCAGGCAGGACGUCAACGAGUGCAGCCAGAACCCCGGGCUGUGCCAGCACGGCGGCACCUGCCACAACGAGGUCGGCUCCUACCGCUGUGCCUGCCGCGCCACCCACACCGGCCCCCACUGCGAGCUGCCCUACGUGCCCUGCAGCCCCUCCCCCUGCCAGAACGGGGGCACCUGCCGCCCCACGGGGGACACCGCUCACGAGUGCGCCUGCCUGCCAGGCUUCACCGGCCAGAACUGCGAGGAAAACGUUGACGACUGUCCGGGAAACAACUGCAAGAAUGGAGGCGCCUGUGUGGACGGCGUGAACACUUAUAACUGCCGCUGCCCCCCGGAGUGGACAGGUCAGUACUGCACCGAGGACGUGGACGAGUGCCAACUCAUGCCCAACGCCUGCCAGAACGGCGGCACCUGUCACAACACCCACGGCGGCUACAACUGCGUGUGUGUCAACGGCUGGACGGGCGAGGACUGCAGCGAGAACAUCGACGACUGCGCCAGCGCCUCCUGCUUCCACGGUGCCACCUGCCACGACCGCGUGGCCUCCUUCUACUGCGAGUGUCCCCACGGCCGCACGGGUCUGCUGUGCCACCUCAACGACGCCUGCAUCAGCAACCCCUGCAACGAGGGUUCCAACUGCGACACCAACCCCGUCAACGGCAAGGCCAUCUGCACCUGCCCCUCGGGGUACACGGGCCCCGCCUGCAGCCAGGACGUGGACGAGUGCUCGCUGGGCGCCAACCCCUGCGAGCACGCGGGCAAGUGCAUCAACACGCUGGGCUCCUUCGAGUGCCAGUGCCUGCAGGGCUACACCGGCCCGCGCUGCGAGAUCGACGUCAACGAGUGUGUGUCGAACCCGUGUCAGAACGACGCCACCUGCCUGGACCAGAUCGGGGAGUUCCAGUGCAUCUGCAUGCCCGGCUACGAGGGCGUGCACUGCGAGGUGAACACGGACGAGUGCGCCAGCGGCCCCUGCCUCCAGAACGGCCGCUGCCUGGACAAGAUCAACGAGUUCGUGUGCGAGUGUCCCACGGGCUUCACCGGGCACCUGUGCCAGUAUGACGUGGAUGAGUGUGCGAGCACGCCCUGCAAGAACGGCGCCAAGUGUCUGGACGGGCCCAACACCUACACCUGCGUGUGCACAGAAGGCUACACGGGGCCCCACUGCGAGGUGGACAUCGACGAGUGCGACCCCGACCCCUGCCACUACGGGUCCUGCAAGGACGGUGUCGCCACCUUCACCUGCCUGUGCCGGCCGGGCUACACGGGCCACCACUGCGAGACCAACAUCAACGAGUGCCACAGCCAGCCCUGCCGCCACGGGGGCACCUGCCAGGAUCGCGACAACGCCUACCUCUGCUUCUGCCUCAAGGGGACCACAGGGCCCAACUGUGAGAUCAACCUGGACGAUUGUGCCAGCAAUCCCUGUGACUCGGGCACGUGUCUGGACAAGAUUGACGGCUACGAGUGUGCGUGUGAGCCCGGCUACACAGGGAGCAUGUGUCACAUCAACAUCGACGAGUGCGCGGCCAGCCCCUGCCACAACGGCGGCACCUGCCAGGACGGCGUCAACGGCUUCACCUGCCGCUGCCCCGAGGGCUACCACGACCCCACCUGCCUGUCCGAGGUCAACGAGUGCAGCAGCAACCCCUGCAUCCACGGGGCCUGCCGCGACAGCCUCAACGGAUACAAGUGUGACUGUGACCCCGGGUGGAGUGGGGCAAACUGUGACAUCAACAAUGACGAGUGUGAGUCGAACCCCUGCGUUAACGGGGGCACCUGCAAGGACAUGACCGGCGGCUACGUGUGCGCGUGCCGGGAAGGCUUCAGUGGCCCCAACUGCCAGACCAACAUCAACGAGUGUGCGUCCAACCCGUGUCUGAACCAGGGCACGUGUAUCGAUGACGUGGCCGGGUACACGUGCAACUGCCUCCUGCCCUACACAGGAGCCACGUGCGAGGUGGUGCUGGCCCCGUGUGCCCCCGGGCCCUGCAGAAAUGGCGGCGCGUGCAAGGAGUCCGAGGACUACGAGAGCUUCUCCUGCGCCUGUCCCGCAGGCUGGCAGGGGCAGACCUGCGAGAUCGACAUCAACGAGUGUGUGAAGAGCCCGUGCCGCGUGGGCGCCUCCUGCCAGAACACCAACGGCAGCUACCGCUGCCACUGCCAGGCCGGCUACACAGGGCGCAACUGCGAGACGGACGUCGACGACUGCCGGCCCAACCCGUGCCACAACGGGGGCUCCUGCACAGAUGGCAUCAACACAGCCUUUUGCGACUGCCUGCCCGGCUUCCAGGGCGCCUUCUGUGAGGAGGACAUCAACGAGUGCGCCAGCAGCCCCUGCCGAAACGGUGCCAACUGCACCGACUGCGUGGACAGCUACACCUGCACCUGCCCCGCGGGCUUCAGUGGCAUCCACUGUGAGAACAACACGCCCGACUGCACAGAAAGCUCCUGCUUCAACGGUGGUACCUGCGUGGAUGGCAUCGACUCCUUUACCUGCCUGUGUCCGCCCGGGUUCACAGGCAGCUACUGCCAGCAUGACGUCAAUGAGUGCGACUCUCGACCCUGCCUGCACGGCGGCACCUGCCACGACAGCUACGGUACCUACAAGUGCACCUGCCCCCAGGGCUACACGGGCCUCAACUGCCAGAACCUUGUGCGCUGGUGCGACUCCUCACCCUGCAAGAACGGUGGCAGGUGCUGGCAGACCAACGCCCUGUACCGCUGCGAGUGCCACAGCGGCUGGACCGGCCUCUACUGCGACGUGCCCAGCGUGUCCUGCGAGGUGGCCGCGUGGCAGCAAGGCGUCAACGUCACCCACCUCUGCCGCAAUGGAGGGCUCUGCGUGAACGCGGGCAACACGCACCAUUGCCACUGCCAGGCGGGCUACACGGGCAGCUACUGCGAGGACCAGGUGGACGAGUGCUCGCCCAGCCCCUGCCAGAACGGGGCCACCUGCACCGACUACCCUGGCGGCUACUCCUGCGAGUGUGUGGCUGGCUACCACGGGGUGAACUGCUCCGAGGAGGUCAACGAGUGCCUGUCGCAGCCUUGCCGGCACGGGGGCACCUGCAUCGACCUCACCAACACCUACAAGUGCUCCUGCCCCCGGGGCACACAGGGUGUGCACUGCGAGAUCAACGUGGAUGACUGCAACCCCCCCGUCGACCCCGUGUCCCGGGGCCCCCGGUGCUUUAACAACGGCACGUGCGUGGACCAGGUGGGCGGCUACAGCUGCGCCUGCCCCCCCGGCUUCGUGGGCGAGCGCUGCCAGGGGGACGUCAACGAGUGCCUGUCCAACCCCUGCGACGCCCGUGGCACCCAGAACUGCGUGCAGCGCGUCAACGCCUUCCACUGCGAGUGCCGAGCUGGCCACACCGGGCGACGCUGCGAGUCGGUCGUCAACGGCUGCAAAGACAGGCCCUGCAAGAACGGGGGCUCCUGUGCCGUGGCCUCCAACACCGCCCGGGGGUUCAUCUGCAAAUGCCCAGCGGGCUUCGAGGGUGCCACGUGUGAGAACGACGCCCGCAGCUGCGGCGGCCUGCGAUGCCUCAACGGCGGCACCUGCAUCUCGGGCCCGCGCGGCCCCACCUGCCUGUGCCUGGGCCCCUUCACCGGCCCCGAGUGCCAGUUCCCGGUCAGCAGCCCCUGCCUGGGCGCCAGCCCCUGCUACAACCAGGGCAGCUGCGAGCCCACGUCCGAGAGCCCCUUCUACCGCUGCCUGUGCCCCGCCAAGUUCAACGGGCUCCUGUGCCACAUCCUGGACUACAGCUUCGGGGGCGGCGUGGGCCUCGACAUCCCCCCGCCGCAGAUCGAGGAGGCCUGCGAGCUCCCCGGCUGCCACGAGGAGGCCGGCAACAAGGUGUGCAGCCUCGCUUGCAACAACCACGCCUGCGGCUGGGACGGUGGCGACUGCUCCCUCAACUUCAACGACCCCUGGCAGAACUGCACGCAGUCGCUGCAGUGCUGGAAGUACUUCAGCAACGGCCGCUGCGACAGCCAGUGCAACUCGGCCGGCUGCCUCUUCGACGGCUUCGACUGCCAGCGCGCGGAAGGCCAGUGCAACCCCCUGUACGACCAGUACUGCAAGGACCACUUCCGGGACGGGCACUGCGACCAGGGCUGCAACAGUGCGGAGUGCGAGUGGGACGGGCUGGACUGCGCAGAGCACGUGCCCGAGCGGCUGGCGGCCGGCACGCUGGUGCUGGUGGUGCUGAUGCCGCCCGAGCAGCUGCGCAACCGCUCCCUGCACUUCCUGCGUGAGCUCAGCCGCCUGCUGCACACGAACGUGGUCUUCAAGCGCGACGCCAGCGGCCGGCAGCUCAUCUUCCCCUACUAUGGCCGCGAGGAGGAGCUGCGCAAGCACCCCGUCCGGCGCUCUGUGCACGGCGGGGCCUCGCUGCUGCCGGGCGGGGGCGGGCGCCGGCGCCGCGAGCUGGACCCCAUGGACAUCCGCGGGUCCAUCGUCUACCUGGAGAUCGACAACCGGCAGUGCGUCCAGGCGUCCUCCCAGUGCUUCCAGAGCGCCACGGACGUGGCCGCCUUCCUGGGCGCGCUGGCCUCGCUGGGCAGCCUGAACAUCCCCUACAAGAUCGAGGCCGUGCAGAGUGAGACGGUGGAGCCGCCCCCGCCCCCGCCGCUGCACUUCAUGUACGUGGCCGUGGUGGCCUUCGUGCUGCUGUUCUUCGUGGGCUGCGGGGUGCUGCUGUCGCGGAAGCGCCGGCGGCAGCAUGGCCAGCUCUGGUUCCCCGAGGGCUUCAAGGUGUCGGAGGCCAGCAAGAAGAAGCGGCGGGAGCCCCUCGGCGAGGACUCCGUGGGCCUCGAGCCCCUGAAGAACGCCUCUGACGGCGCCCUCGUGGACCACCCGCAGAACGCGUGGGGCGACGAGGGCCUGGAGGCCAAGAGGUUCCGGGUGAGUCGGGGCCCCCGCCCCCGCCCCCGCCCCCCCCCGGCCCGCCCGGCCUCUCGGGACGUGGCCCCCUGCUCGCCCCUUGCUCAGGUCGAGGAGCCCGUGGUCCUUCCCGACCUGGACGACCAGACGGACCACCGGCAGUGGACCCAGCAGCACCUGGACGCGGCCGACCUGCGGGCAUCCGCCAUGGCCCCCACGCCGCCCCAGGGUGAGGCCGACGCCGACUGCAUGGACGUCAACGUCCGGGGGCCGGAUGGCUUCACACCCCUCAUGAUCGCAUCCUGCAGCGGAGGGGGCCUUGAGACAGGCAACAGCGAGGAGGAGGAGGACGCGCCCGCAGUCAUCUCGGACUUCAUCUACCAGGGUGCCAGCCUACACAACCAGACAGACCGCACCGGCGAGACUGCCCUGCACCUGGCGGCCCGCUACUCGCGCUCCGAUGCAGCCAAGCGCCUGCUGGAGGCCAGCGCGGAUGCCAACAUCCAGGACAACAUGGGGCGCACCCCGCUGCACGCGGCCGUGUCUGCCGACGCGCAGGGCGUCUUCCAGAUCCUGAUCCGGAACCGAGCCACGGACCUGGACGCCCGCAUGCACGAUGGCACCACCCCACUGAUCCUGGCCGCCCGCCUGGCCGUCGAGGGCAUGCUGGAGGACCUCAUCAACUCCCAUGCAGACGUCAACGCCGUGGACGACCUGGGCAAGUCUGCCCUGCACUGGGCCGCCGCAGUGAACAACGUGGAGGCCGCCGUCGUGCUCCUGAAGAACGGGGCCAACAAGGACAUGCAGAACAACAAGGAGGAGACGCCCUUGUUUCUGGCCGCCCGGGAGGGCAGCUACGAGACCGCCAAGGUGCUGCUGGACCAUUUCGCCAACCGGGACAUCACCGACCACAUGGACCGGCUGCCCCGCGACAUCGCGCAGGAGCGCAUGCACCACGACAUCGUGCGGCUGCUGGACGAGUACAGCCUGGUGCGCAGCCCCCCCCUGCACGGCGCCUCCCUGGGCGGCGCGCCCACCCUGUCGCCCCCGCUCUGCUCGCCCAACGGCUACCUGGGCAACCUCAAGGCCACCGUGCAGGGCAAGAAGGCCCGCAAGCCCAGCACCAAGGGCCUGGCCUGUGGCAGCAAGGAGCCCAAGGACCUCAAGGCCCGGAGGAAGAAGUCCCAGGACGGCAAGGGCUGCCUGCUGGACAGCUCAAGCGUGCUGUCGCCCGUGGACUCCCUGGAGUCCCCCCACGGCUACCUUUCGGACGUGGCCUCCCCGCCCCUCCUGCCCUCCCCUUUCCAGCAGUCUCCCUCUCUGCCCCUCAGCCACCUGCCCGGGAUGCCCGAUGCCCACCUGGGCGCCGGCCACCUGAGCGUGGCGGCCAAGCCCGAGAUGGCGGUGCUGAGCGGGGUCGGCCGGCUGGCCUUCGAGGCGGGGCCGCCACGCCUCUCCCACCUGCCGGUGGCCUCCAGCACCAGCACGGUCCUGGGUGCCGGCGGCGGCGGCGGUGGCGGGGCCGUGAAUUUCACCGUGGGUGGGGCCGCAGGCUUGAACGGUCAGUGCGAGUGGCUGUCCCGGCUGCAGAACGGCCUGGUGCCGAACCAGUACAACCCGCUGCGAGGGAGCGUGGCGCCGGGCACCCUGAGCGCGCAGGCCCCCACCCUGCAGCACGGCCUGGUGGGCCCGCUGCACGGCGGCCUGUCUGCCACGGCCCUGUCCCAGAUGAUGAGCUACCAGGCCCUGCCCAACACGCGGCUGGCCGCCCAGCCUCACCUGGUGCAGCCGCAGCAGCAGCAGCAGAACUUACCGAUGCAGCCGCCGGCGCCGAACAUCCCGCCGCAGCCACACCUCGGCGUGAGCUCGGCCGCCGCCGGCCACAUGGGCAGGAGCUUCCUGGGUGGGGAGCUGAGCCAGGCGGACGUGCAGCCCCUGGGCCCCAGCGGCCUGGCGGCACACACCGUCCUGCCGCAGGACAGCCAGGUCCUGCCGUCGCUGCCGGCCGCGCUGGCCCCGCCCAUGACCGCCGCCCAGUUCCUGACGCCCCCCUCCCAGCACAGCUACUCCUCCUCCCCCGUGGACAACACCCCCAGCCACCAGCUGCAGGUGCCCGAGCACCCCUUCCUCACCCCGUCCCCCGAGUCCCCCGACCAGUGGUCCAGCUCCUCGCCGCACUCCAACAUCUCCGACUGGUCCGAGGGCAUCUCCAGCCCGCCCACCAGCGUGCCGUCCCAGGUCGCCCACAUCCCAGAGGCCUUCAAGUAAACAGCCGGCUGCCCCCGGGACCCCGUGCUUCCUUUCCCAAGCCCUGCUGGGCGAUCGUGUGCGCUCCUUGGGUGCUGGGCUGACCGAAGGAGCUUUUUUCCAAGACCUGUGUUUUUAUACAAAAUAAGAAGAUAAGGAUUUUAAUUUUUUUUUUAGUAUUUAUUUAUGUACUUUUAUUUUACAUGAAAACACUCUUUUUUUAUUUAUAUGUACUGUUUUGUAUGUUACCAGGUAGCAACUUCGAUCUGCUCCAAGAAAAAAAACUAGUUCUCAAUCAUGAUUUCCCUGCUUAGGAUAAAAAUUCCUAGGUAUUUGUAAAAAAUAAACAAAGAUUCAUGAUUUACAAAUGCCAUUUAUUUAUUGAUUUCCCGUUUUUUUUAAGUAUCAAAAGACAUGAUGUCGGAGAAGGGAGGUUCGAGCCAGUGUUGUUCAAAAAGCUCCCGGGGUGCCCGGGCCUGCUGCGAUUUCCGCAGACACCCCUCACCCCCUGCUCCAAACCCAGACCCCCUCCUCCCAGGCCCACCUGCAUUUUAUGAGAAGGUUCGUCUGCUAGAGACAGAAACACAAACCCUUCACGCCUGUGGCACAGGGGUCAUUUGCAUGUAAAAUAGGAAAGGAGAGUGUCCAAUGAUGUGAUUUAUGCAUUUUGGUGUUCUUUGAAAUGACUUUUUUAAACAUGCUUUUAUAAAUGUGUCCUUGGGGUCUGCCAAGGGUACGUUUCAUGGUACCAAUCAUGAAUCUUUGUUUCAGGUUCAGUAUUACGUAGUCGUUGGUUGGUCGUGUGAGUUCUUGUUCUUUCUGGAGGCUCCCCGCCCCCGCCCCCGCUGAUAUAUGAGCAUCAAGUGGAGAGAGAAGUGGCAGGCGCGGCCACGUGGUACCCACCCCGGACCCCGCGCCAGGGAGGCCCGCCUCUUUCUGGGGAAAGACACUGCCUGGGCCACCCCCGUUGGAGGCGUCUCCGCCUGAGCUGCGUCUCCCGGGUUCAGCGGAAGAUGAACUGGUGCUCCGGGGGCCCAGCGCUCAUGGGCCUUGUCUUUACAGGAGACUUGGGAAAACGUGGUCGUGUCCAGCCUCAGUGCUCAGAGACCCUCGUGCCAGGGCCCGGCACGGCUCAGCGGGGCACUCGGGGCGCCGGGAGCCUGCUCGCGGGCCACCCCUCCCGGAUCGGGGGGGCGCGUGCCCAGGGGAGGAGCAGAUUCUUACAGUAUCAAGUAUAAGCCUGUGGCAGAGUAACUGUCUGUAAAUAACGUUUUUAAAGGGAGAUUUUAAGAAAUUUGGUUGAACAGAGCUGUCAGGGGUCAUGCAGAUAAGGGAUGUCAGACCCAGGCCCCGCGCCCUGCAGCUGCCGAACCACAGCUCCUGAGAGCAAAACCAGGGAGGGUCCUGCCGCCUGCCGAGCGCGGGCAGCUGCCCCGGACGGGCCGGGUGCCAUGUUGGGCCACCCCUAGUGGCAUGACCAGACACUUCCUAAGAUGUUGCUUCUUAUUGUGUUUUAUAAAAUAGAGUGUAGUUUACAUGGAAAGGAAGCUUUUAAAAAAAAUUAUCGACAUGCAAAACUGUGAUGAAAAUGCUGUAUUUUUUUUUUCAUCUUUUUUGUUAACCGAUUUGCAAUAAAAAUGAUUCUAAUGGUUGUCCA
Messenger RNA from Hippopotamus amphibius kiboko, 9640 nucleotides. RefSeq names its product notch receptor 1 (gene NOTCH1). NCBI's taxonomy places the organism in Eukaryota, Metazoa, Chordata, Mammalia, Artiodactyla, Hippopotamidae. Gene Ontology annotation, cellular component: protein-containing complex; plasma membrane. Bases 115 to 8004 code for a protein of 2629 amino acids. Gene Ontology annotation, biological process: regulation of developmental process; Notch signaling pathway; multicellular organism development. The transcript has 33 exons. The record is from RefSeq and is a predicted model, not a curated record. Gene Ontology annotation, molecular function: calcium ion binding; protein binding; signaling receptor activity.